Messenger RNA from Dermacentor silvarum, 1868 nucleotides. Its product is annotated as neprilysin-2-like. The transcript is spliced from 4 exons. The record is from RefSeq and is a predicted model, not a curated record. Gene Ontology annotation, molecular function: metalloendopeptidase activity. The coding region runs from base 96 to 1358 and encodes 420 amino acids. NCBI's taxonomy places the organism in Eukaryota, Metazoa, Arthropoda, Arachnida, Ixodida, Ixodidae. Gene Ontology annotation, biological process: protein processing. Gene Ontology annotation, cellular component: plasma membrane.
CUCCAGUGGCUCCUCCUUGGCUGAAAUGGAAAGUUCCAGCGUACGUCACGGUACUGGCAGUUGUUCUGCUGUUUGGAGUUGUCACUGCCUUGGUCAUGUUCCUCUUCCCUAGCCCAUCGAAAGCGGUGAGGACAUUCUGCAUGACAGAGGACUGCGUGAAGCACAGGCAACUGCUUGAGAAUCAGCUUGACAAAACUAUCGACGCUUGCGAAGACUUCGGUGCCUACGUGUGCCGACAGUGGUUGCCGAGAAAGGAGUUCGCCGAACUGUCGCGCAGCAUGAUUUGGGACAUGGUCAUGUCUUGGCUUAGCAGGCUUCCCGACACGCUGACAAAAAGCGCAGCUCGGCUGCCAGUGGCAAACAAGGCGGCGGCCAUGUUUAAUAGCUGCGUGACGCAGGUUGGCUCUGGGGCUACAGUUAUCAAAGACUUCAUGCACGCUCAUGGAAUCGCGUGGCCUGAAGACCCGGACGGAUCUAUUAAACCGCUCGAGGCGCUGUUCGACCUUUCCUUCAACUGGAGGGUGCACCUUUGGCUAAGGCUCAAUGUGCUCGCUGUUACUCGGCACUACAAUCGAAGGCUCAUCAUCGUUUCUCCUAAUGAUAUGCUGGCUCUAUGGUGGCGAGUGUUUAGGCAGAUACCGAAAGAGCGCUUCGACACCGUUUAUCGAGCAUUCUUCAAGAUGUUUGCCAAAAACGCCACAAUUCGCCCACGUGCACAGGACAUCAACGCGACCCAAGAGCUCCUGGAAAUCGUUUUCCAAACCUUCCUCCCGGCAGCAAAGUGGAAUGCUCGCUCUCCAAAACUCCUCUCGCUGCGAGAACUCGACAGACACUCGUCGGUCGCCAUUGGCGAGCGACUGAUGCACAGCCUGAACUCCGUGCUGCGAAUCGACCCGCCGGUAACGAUGGACGACUUGGUGCUUCUGAGCGACGACGCCAUUCUCGAGGGUACAUUCGUGCUUAUCGGCAUUUACGGCGACGAAUACGUUCUCAAGCAGCUGUCGUGGUUGUUUAUGCAAGCUUGCGCUGUAGUGGCUGACCCUGCCAAAGUUCUUGUAGUCUUGCACGGAAACAAGCACCACGCGCUGGCACAGCUGCCUCGCUUCUGCGCCAGACAGGUUGAAGACAGCUACAAGCUGAUGGUGUCUGCGAUGGCCUCCGUAGCCCACUUCGCUGAUGAUGAGCGCCGGCGCAUCGACGAUUUCCUGGCCGAAAUACGGCAGAUGGCCCUCAACAAGACCUUGGCUUCAGCGUGGCUGGAUAAUGCGACCUCCGAACUUGCUGCCGACAAGCUGAAGAACGUAGAAGCCGUGCUGUGGCCGGCUGAGAAAUUUCCUCACCACGAGAGCACUCGGUGACAUCUACGCGCACUUUCCCGAGACGGGGGCUUGGUUCGCCAAUUUCUGGAUCGAGUCCCGCCGCAGCCAGCGUGGCCUGUUCGGCUCCGAGGCCGAUGUGGAGGAGCAGCGCAUCAGAGACAGCAUGGCGCCGCCGUACAUUGAAUUCGUGCACGGGUUGAAUAAACUCUCGCUCUCCAUCGGAGCGCUGGCGCCGCCACUGUACUACCCGAAUGGAACUAACGCCAUGCUUUACGGAGGCCUCGGGUACUUCUACGCGAAAGGACUUCUCGAGGCGAUCGACGACGAUGGAAUUAGGGAAUUGACCGAAGAAAAGGUGUUCUUCAUCAGCGUCUGUCUGAUGUCGUGCACGAUCACGUCCCCAAAUGGUCCGUUUGGUGGCGACUGCAACAAGGCUGUCAUGAAUUUCGCCCCGUUUGCUAAAGCCUUCAGUUGUGCGCCGGGUUCCAAAAUGAACUCUGCAAGGAAGUGCACAUUUUUCGACUGACAAUUUGACACUCUCUUUGAACU